AUGAAUGAGUCGCCCGCAUCGAUCUCAAGCAGGGAUGUGGAGAGAAAUGCCAGUCCGCCGACUUAUGAUUCCUUAUAUGGAAAGCUAAAAGCUGCAAGUGAGGGCUCGAAAGGAAAAGUCGACUUCGCCAAGACGUCUAUUGGCAUUAUAUGCGGCUCACUUUUAUUCCUGAUAUGCAUCGUAAUUUCGUUGGCUUUCCCACUAGCAAAGAUAGCAAUAGGUUCGCUCUACUUUUACGACUGUCCAGCCCAACGUCUCAUUCCUAUCUACCUGAUAGUGGCAGGCGUAUUCGGCACCCUGAAAGGAAUUGAACUGAUAGGACAGAAUGUUGAAUCAAGAAAGGAUCAAUCUAACAGAGCAGAUGAGAAUCCAACUAAUCCCGCUGACGGCAUCCUUAAUCUGUUCUUGCUGGCAUGGUUUAUUUGUGGAAAUGUCUGGGUAUACGGACUGAAGGAUGAAUGGGUGUCUUCUCCGUCCACUGCCGGAAACUACUGCAAUCCGACACUCUUCUACUUCUCCUUCUGGUCCAUCACCUUGAUCUAUAUUUCAUUCGGGAUUGUCUGUCUCUUCAGCUGUAUCGGGUUAAUCGUUAUCAACUGUGUCGCCAACAAAAACUAA
Molecule: messenger RNA, 618 nt
Organism: Ylistrum balloti
Lineage: Eukaryota; Metazoa; Mollusca; Bivalvia; Pectinida; Pectinidae
Product: transmembrane protein 272-like
Exons: 5
Coding region: 1-618 (205 amino acids)
Source: RefSeq, a predicted model, not a curated record